AUGGCCACAGAUAUAGAAAAAGAAGAAUUCAAACAAUUUGACAUUGUUACAGAUUAUUCAGAUCACUCCUACAAAAACAAUGUAGUUCGCUUCACAAAUCCACAAAGAAUCACGAAAGAAUGGAGAAAUCUAGAGAAAAAUCUUCCAGAUUCUAUCUACGUUAGGGUUUACGAAGGCAGAAUGGAUUUGCUCCGAGCAGUCAUAAUCGGUGCCGACGGAACUCCUUAUCACGACGGCCUUUUCUUCUUCGAUAUUAAAUUUCCGGCACAUUACCCUAACCAACCGCCGCUGGUAUGUUACCGAGCACACGGCAUAAAAUUGAAUCCAAAUCUUUUCUCUAAUGGUUACGUUUGCUUAAGCUUGCUAAAUACCUACGGAUCAAACGAAAAAGGAGCAUUAUGGGAUCCUUCACGUUCGACGAUUUUUCAAGUAUUAUUAUCAAUUCAAGCACUUGUUCUCAAUAGUAAACCCUACUUUAAUGAGCCGCAUAUGUUCUCAUCGAGUGAAGAAACCCUACAUUACAAUAAGCAAGUUUUCACAUUGUCAUGCAAGACAAUGUUGUCUUUGUGGAGAAGACCGCCGAAGAAUUUCGAGUGUUUCGUAAAGGACCAUUUUAAACUUCGUGCUAAUAAGAUUUUGAAGGCGUGUAAAGAUUAUGACGAUGGUAAUGCCAUUGCCGGGAGCGAAGAGAUCGUGAACGGAAAUUGUGCGAAAGCAUCUAAAGAAUGGAAGAUUAUGAUGAAAGAUGUGCAUUCUUUGCUUGAUGCUGCAUUCAACAAGAACCAAGACGUUGGACCGAACAAGCUUCCAUCUUUAAAACCAACUAAAACUGCAUAUCUCGAAACUUUAAUUAUCAUAGCAAUGGUUAUUUUUCCUAUAAUGCUAUUUGGCAUUGUCCUUGGCAUGAUUUUCAUUCACACAUGA
This is a messenger RNA of Mercurialis annua (annual mercury), 924 nucleotides long. RefSeq names its product probable ubiquitin-conjugating enzyme E2 24. Lineage: Eukaryota; Viridiplantae; Streptophyta; Magnoliopsida; Malpighiales; Euphorbiaceae. The record is from RefSeq and is a predicted model, not a curated record. The transcript has a single exon. Bases 1 to 924 code for a protein of 307 amino acids. Gene Ontology annotation, molecular function: ubiquitin conjugating enzyme activity.